Molecule: messenger RNA, 1318 nt
Organism: Pangasianodon hypophthalmus (striped catfish)
Lineage: Eukaryota; Metazoa; Chordata; Actinopteri; Siluriformes; Pangasiidae
Gene: tm2d1
Product: TM2 domain containing 1
Exons: 7
Coding region: 27-620 (197 amino acids)
Source: RefSeq, a predicted model, not a curated record
GGUCACGUGAUCGCGUCCUUUCCAUCAUGGCUUCUCUUCAGGAUGGUUUGUUUUGCUCUCGGUCUAUACAGCGAGCGAUAUUUUUCUUCUCUUUUUGCUGGACUUUAAUUCAAAGCUCUGCAAAUGAUGUGGAAAGCUGUGACAACCUCCGACCGGGACAGUAUCUUUGCAAAAGCCCUAAAAUAGAUGAUGCAACUCAAGAACCCGAGAACUGCAAGGAUCUAGUGGCAUGGGUGGAAUGCCUUCCUGCACCAAACAUCAGCUGCUUGCUAUCAAACGGGACCAGGUUCAAGUUCAGUGGGGAGGAGGUUGGAUUUAAUAAAAGCAUCCCAUGUCGGAAUGUGACUGGCUAUUCAUAUAAAGUAGCUGUGGCUUUGUCCCUCUUCCUGGGAUGGCUGGGUGCAGAUCGCUUCUAUUUGGGUUAUCCAGCUCUCGGGCUGCUGAAGUUCUGCACUGUGGGUUUCUGUGGAAUUGGAAGUCUGGUGGACUUCAUACUGAUAUCCAUGCAGAUCGUAGGUCCAUCUGAUGGUUCGGAUUACAUCGUGGACUACUACGGAGCGAGGCUCGUACGGCUCUCCAUAACAAAUGAGACAUACAGGCGAACGCAGAUCUCUCUCUGAGGAGGUGGACAGAGAGGACAGGAUGAAAACCUGACAUCCAGGAUUGUGUCAUAUAAAUCUCAUCCUUUUCUCUUUUCAACUGGGAAGAUACAUGGACAUGCCAGACACCUCCAUGUGUGUGAGAGAGAGACAGAGGCAAAGAGCGAGAGAGAGAGAGUGAGAGAGAGCGUGAUUGAGUGAGUAAGUGUUAGGACUGCUUAGGAUUGUAAAUAGAGACUACAAUAUGUUAUGCUUGUGUUCUCCAAAGUGGAUAAGCCCACCUUCAUUCCUGCAUCUCUUCUUGUCCUCACCAUCCAUCCUUCUUUCAUCUGACUCAGAAUGAAGAAUGCAGAAGAAUGCAUAUAAUUGUUGUGCAAUGGAAUCUGUCUCACCCAAAUUUAUUUAAUUAAAUAUCCACCUCAGACUGCAGUGAUACACACGUGACACAAUUAGACUGUCAUCUACAAACUCAGUUAUGACGCAAACAGAAAUGCAAUAUGUCUUAGUAACGUUUGGUGUGAUUCCAUACAAACCUCCUGGGAAGCUGGAAGGUAUGCUGAACAGUGCAUAUACUAUUUAUGGACAAUAUAUUGGGUUAGAUUUUUAUUGACAUCUGUUAUUUGGCAAGAGGAAAACUAAUUUUUUUCUGAAAUAUUCCUUUAAGACCUUCUGUUUUGUCAUUGUUAUUUAAAUGAUGUAAAUAAAGUUUUACCUAUGUG